AUGUUUCGACAAAUUAAUUUGGAACCCAAACAUAGAGAUUUUCAACGCAUUUUGUGGCGUUUUUCCCCAAACGAACCCAUUAAUGAAUAUCGUCUUAACACAGUAACUUAUGGGCUCGCUUCUUCGCCUUAUUUGGCUAAUCGCACAAUCCAAGAACUCGCCAAAAUAUACGAAAAUAGAUUCCCUUUCGCAUCGCACGUAUUGCAGAAUUUUAUUUAUGUCGAUGACGUUGUUUACGGUGCAACUAGCAUAGAAUCGGCGUUAAAAUUACAGAAAGAGUUAAUUGAACUUAUGGAACUAGGCGGGUUUCAAUUGAGAAAAUGGGCAAGCAACCACUCAGAAUUAAUUAAAUCGCAACAUCAACAUCUCAUCGAUUUUAACAAAGAAGCACCAUCUUCCGUUAAAGUUCUAGGGUUACAUUGGAAUCCGAUAGAUGAUAAUUUCUUUUAUUCUUACACAUCCCAUGAUCCGUUGGUCACUAAGAGAUAUAUUUUAUCUGAAAUUUCCAGAAUUUAUGACCCUUUAGGUUUCCUAUCGCCGUGUGUAAUGUUCGCAAAAAUUAUUAUGCAACAGUUAUGGAUCUCAAAGGUCGGGUGGGAUGAUCCUCCCUCAGAUUCUAUCGUACAAAAGUGGAAUCAAUUCAGAUCUGAGUUAUCAUACCUUUCAAAAAUAAGCAUUCCUAGGUUGUUUUUAUGUCAGGACGCACUUUAUACGGAGUUGCAUGGUUUUGCCGACGCGUCGCAAAUGGGAUAUUGCGCAGUUGUUUAUUUUAAAAUUGUCUUAUCCGAUAGUUUAACUAAGUUAUUCCUUGUUUCUGGAAAAUCUCGCGUCGCCCCGCUAAAAACUUUAUCUAUACCGCGUUUGGAACUGUGUGCUGCUGUAAUGCUGGUAGAUUUGAUUGCCAAUAUUCAGUCAAUGCUACCUAAUGUAGUUAUUAAUGAGCUACACGCUUGGUCGGAUAGUCAAACCACCCUCGCUUGGAUUAAUUCGUUACCUUACACAAAAAAGGUUUUUGUUGCAUAUCGAAUUUCGCAUAUUCAGGAAACAUUGCCAGAAGCUCGAUGGCAUUACGUUCCAACAAAAGAUAACCCCGCCGACGUGGGGUCUCGAGGUAUAACCCCAUCCCAGCUACUCGCACAUUCGUUGUGGUGGGCAGGUCCUUCUUGGCUUUCACGAUCAAGGGAGAAUUGGCCUUUGCAACCAAAUCAUUUGGAAGCAACCGCAGAGGAGGAAACGAAAUAUGUGGUCCUAAAUGCAGUCGUGGAGCAACAUUGUAUCACUUUACUUCUCCAAAAUUUCUCAUCACUUCAAAAGAUUCAAAGAAUUUUAGCUUUAACUUAUCGUUUCAUACAUUGUUUGAGGAACAAAAACUUUCAACCACCAAGAACAAUCAAUAUUAGUGAAAUAGAACACGCUUUGACGGUUAUUAUAAAACAUGCUCAGCUCGAGAGAUUUUCUGACAUUUUCCGAGCAAUUCAGCAAAACACUCCGGUUCCUAAGCCGUUUCGCAAACUUGCUGUUUUCAUUGACCAGGUUGGUUGCCUUAGGGUGGGUGGAAGAUUACGUUAUUCAAAUCUCGCAUUUGACGCAAAACAUCCGCUUUUAUUGCCAAGUAAUCAUAGGAUAACACAAUUAAUUGUAGAACAUACGCAUCAAAAAUAUUUACACCCAGGAUAUAAAACCCUUCACUUUCUAUUAUUACAAAGAUUUUGGAUUCUGUCACCACGACGUGCCAUAACUAAUUGCAUAUCUAAGUGUAUAAGAUGUUUUAGAGUCUGUCCAAGAGUUAAUGUGCCGUUUAUGUCCUAUAGAGUAUCGCAGUUGAAACCUUUUUCUGUAGUCAGUUUAGAUUAUGCGGGACCCGUUAUGAUAACUUUAGGAAAAACUCGAAAACCAAAAAUUCUAAAGGCAUACAUAUACAUUUUUGUCUGUUGUGCGGUAAAAGCUAUUCAUAUAGAGCUUGCAUCAGACCUCUCUUCAGAUUCAUUUAUCGCCGCUUUUCGCCGAUUUACAGCCCGCAGAGGCAGAUGUUCCGAAAUAUUUAGUGACCAAGGUACUAAUUUUAUUGGUGCAAAUCGUCAAUUUAUCGAACUUGCUCAACAAGCUGCAACUAAACUUAAUUUAAAUUGGAACUUUAAUCCACCUGGAGCGCCACAUUUUAACGGUCUAAGCGAGGCUGGGGUGAAUGCUGUUAAGACUCAUCUUAAGAGAGUAAUCGGUACUCAAAUAUUAACCUAUGAGGAACUAUAUACCUUUUUAACGCAAGUAGAAGCUCUUUUAAACUCUCGUCCUUUAUGCACCAUUUCACAAGAUCCUAAUGAUCUGCAGGCACUCACGCCAUCUCAUUUUCUAAAUUUGGAGCCAUUAAAUUCGGUUAUACCGGAUCCAGAUCUUUCACAUAUAAAAUUAAAUAGAUUAAAUCGAUGGCAGCUAUUGCAGAGAAUGCAUCAUGAUUUUUGGAAACGGUGGCAUUUAGAAUAUUUACAUAUGCUUCAACAGCGAAGCAAAUGGUACAAUAAAACCACUAAUAUCCUAGAGAAUGCACUUGUUCUAAUUAAAGAUGAACAAAAGACUCCAUUAUUUUGGUCUCUAGGACGGAUAAUUGAGGUGCAUCUAGGUACAGAUGGAGUGGUCCGCGUUGCCACUGUAAAAACAUCUCACGGUAUUUAUAAACGGCCAGUGGUAAAAUUGUGCCCACUGCCGAUUCAAUAA
This is a messenger RNA of Photinus pyralis (common eastern firefly), 2712 nucleotides long. RefSeq lists its product as uncharacterized. Gene Ontology annotation, molecular function: nucleic acid binding. The coding region runs from base 1 to 2712 and encodes 903 amino acids. Gene Ontology annotation, biological process: DNA integration. The record is from RefSeq and is a predicted model, not a curated record. Lineage: Eukaryota; Metazoa; Arthropoda; Insecta; Coleoptera; Lampyridae. The transcript has a single exon.